Clunio marinus is the source of this 282-nucleotide messenger RNA. Lineage: Eukaryota; Metazoa; Arthropoda; Insecta; Diptera; Chironomidae. The record is from the annotation of a GenBank genome assembly.
AUGAAAAUGCAAACGAAUGAGCAUCGGUUGAAAAUGUCAACAGAAAAAAUUAAACAUUUCUACUUCACUGUGACAGUUUCGUUGUCGUGUUUCUUCCUCUUGUUAUUGUUCUAUGGCUGGUACACAUUACGAAAGAGGAGAAAUCAAAGCUUGACACAACAAUCAAUUGCAAGUUUUAGGAGAAGAACAAAUAAUGAACCGAGAAGCAAUCGAGGAAGCAACACAAGUUCUAAUUUUGACAAACACUUUCAGCAAAGUUUAUUACUAAACAGCAGAAUUUAA